Messenger RNA from Cervus elaphus (red deer), 4076 nucleotides. RefSeq names its product LIM zinc finger domain containing 1 (gene LIMS1). The transcript is spliced from 11 exons. Lineage: Eukaryota; Metazoa; Chordata; Mammalia; Artiodactyla; Cervidae. Gene Ontology annotation, biological process: cell-cell junction organization; cell-cell adhesion; positive regulation of integrin-mediated signaling pathway. The record is from RefSeq and is a predicted model, not a curated record. Gene Ontology annotation, cellular component: focal adhesion; cell-cell junction; cytoplasm. The coding region runs from base 202 to 1395 and encodes 397 amino acids.
CACAGCCGGUCCUUUGUCAGGGGAGGGCCCUGCAGCUUCCAGACCCACCGCAAGCUCUGGACUCUGGACGGGAAGGGCUGCGUGACCCUGGAGCAGCUGACGUGUGGGAAGCGGGAGGGGAGUGCGGGGGAGUGACCAGGGGAGCCGCCUGGGUGUUGUGCGUCCCUCCAUCCCCUGUCCCUCAGUCCUGCCGCUCCUACCAUGGCGCUCCGGGGCCCGCGCCCAGCCGUCAUCCUGGAGGACCAGGAGGUCCCCCCGGCAGCCCAUAACGGGGAGCCCCAGGGUCUUGGCAGCCAGGAUGAGAGGGCCGAGUCCAGGGUACAGCGCCGGCACAGCGAUGUCAGGGUCUACAAGGAGUUCUGUGACUUUUACGCCAAAUUCAACAUGGCCAACGCCCUGGCCAACGCCAGCUGUGAGCGCUGCCGGGGCGGCUUUGCGCCCGCUGAGAAGAUUGUCAACAGCAAUGGCGAGCUCUACCAUGAGCAGUGCUUCGUGUGUGCCCAGUGCUUCCAGCAGUUCCCAGAGGGCCUCUUCUAUGAGUUUGAAGGAAGGAAGUACUGUGAACAUGACUUCCAGAUGCUCUUUGCUCCUUGCUGUCAUCAGUGUGGUGAAUUCAUCAUCGGCCGGGUGAUCAAAGCCAUGAACAACAGCUGGCACCCCGAGUGCUUCCGCUGCGACCUCUGCCAGGAGGUCCUGGCCGACAUCGGUUUCGUCAAGAACGCCGGGAGGCACCUGUGUCGCCCCUGUCAUAACCGGGAGAAAGCCCGGGGCCUCGGCAAAUACAUCUGCCAGAAGUGCCACGCCAUCAUCGACGAGCAGCCCCUGAUAUUCAAGAACGACCCCUACCAUCCAGACCACUUCAACUGCGCCAACUGUGGGAAGGAACUGACCGCUGACGCCCGGGAGCUCAAGGGGGAGCUGUAUUGCCUGCCAUGCCACGACAAGAUGGGGGUGCCCAUCUGUGGUGCCUGCCGCCGGCCCAUCGAAGGACGUGUGGUGAACGCCAUGGGCAAGCAGUGGCACGUGGAGCAUUUUGUUUGUGCUAAGUGUGAAAAGCCAUUCCUUGGACAUCGCCAUUAUGAGAGGAAGGGCCUGGCGUACUGUGAAACCCACUACAACCAGCUAUUUGGUGAUGUUUGUUUCCACUGCAACCGUGUUAUAGAAGGCGAUGUGGUCUCCGCCCUCAACAAGGCCUGGUGCGUGCACUGUUUUGCCUGCUCCACCUGCAGCGCCAAGCUGACACUCAAGGAUAAGUUUGUUGAGAUUGAUCUAAAGCCAGUCUGCAAACAUUGUUAUGAGAAAAUGCCAGAAGAAUUUAAGAGGAGACUUGCCAAGCGGGAGAGAGAAGCCAAGGAUAAGGACAAGCAGAAAAAGAAAAAGCCAGUCUGUCUGUGAGCUUUUCUGUCCCUCUGCCACCAUUUCUACUGCUUUCUCCUGUGGAAUAAAUUUGUGGAGUUUGACAUGAAGCCAGUCUGUAAGAAGUGCUAUGAGAAAUUUCCGUUGGAGCUGAAGAAAAGACUUAAGAAGUUAGCUGAGACCUUAGGAAGGAAAUAACUUCCUUUAUUUUUUCUCUUCUAUGCAAAGAUAAGAGAUCACAACAUUGCCUGACCUGAUGCACCCUGUCUUAAAGUUGUGUCUCAAAAUAGUUGAGAGUGAAGAGGACCUAUUGAAUGGUGUUCUUUAUCUCCUUUUUCUCAUUAAAGAGAAAAAAAGUUUCUGUCAUCAUAUUUAAAACAUGGAUGAGAUCAAGAUUUGCCUUUGUUAAUAACCCUUAUCAGUUUAUUGAAAUGUAGAUGAUACAUAAUAGAAAAAAAAAUGCUUAAAUAUUAAAUUUUAAUUAAGGUCCAAAAUAUUAAAUAUAACUUUUAAAAAUGAAAGGAGUCAGUUUUUACAUGACGUAGAUAAAAAAUAUAUAUAAACAUUAGUUCUUUGUAUUCUAAAGAAAAUUAAUUACAAUUGCAGUUGGGGAGGAUAUAAAAAAGAAAACCAUAUCUCACAGAAUCUUAGUGUGUUUAUCAAACUAGUGACUGUAAAAUGAAUAUACACAUUACUCAGAUAAGAAACAAGUGUAUUCAGAACUACUUGAUUUGGGGACUUUUAUUGUUAUGGUUAAAUGCAAUAAUUAUUAAGCUUAGUUUUAAUUUUUGUUCUCCUUUGUGAACUUCUUUAUACAGUUACUUAACAUAGUAGUUAUAGCUAGCUAAUAGUAUUCUUUUUAAAAUUUUGUGCAAAAAAAUUUAUACUAGGUAUUUGAAAAUACAGUAUACUUUACAAUAUUGGAAAAAUGAAGUAUUUUUUCAUGUAUUACAGCAAUUAUACUUUGAAGCUUAAGGUCACAGAUGCAGUCUUAGAAUAGGACAUGAAAUUAAAUGUUAAGUAGUUUGGAAUGUAUCACUUAAAAAACGUGAAUGUUUAUGUAUUGAUCAUAUUGCCUUUAUAACCAUGCUAAUAUCUAUGCUUUAUAUAUAAAUAAACUUGCCUUGCCUUAGAAAAAUACAUACAUUAAUCAGGAAUUCUAGCUGUUUCAUACCUUACAAACUAAAAACAAGUGCAUUGAAUGAGAUUUAUAAACUCAAAUUCAUUUACCACAGCUAUGUUAAAAUUUUUUUCUUCUUUUUGGGGAAACACAUUGAAAUUAAUUUGUGAUCUUAAUUAGAAGAUAAUUAUGUUGAUAUGUGUUUCAAGUUUUUCAUUGCAAAUCUUAUAUUUUGUUUACUGUAUGUAAGAGGUAUAAGUAACACUUUUAAAAUUGGAAGAGUGAUGUUUAAGUGUCAACUUUAGGGCAAAAGUAGUGAAUUAUUUUAUUUUGCAAAGUUUUAUCUUAAAGUUUCUGGAUGUCUUUCUCCAUAAACCUAUAUGCAAAGAGAAUUGUGAACAUUUUUUAAAUGUUGCUGCUACUAUGUUAUCAUGUAAAAGAAAGUUGCAAAGAUGGGCUUCUAAGGGGGAAAUUAUUGGUUUUUUCAAAAAAAUUGCUGAAAUGUUAUUUUGCCAUAAAAAAAAAAAACAAAUCUCAGGAUGCUACCAGUCUGCCAUUAAGAUAUUUGUAUGCAUGUAUUUUUAAAUACUUGUGCAUGCACUUUACAGUAAAUUGUAUUUCAGUUUUUAGUUCAUUUAUAACCAAUUAAUUUUUUUAGUGCUCUUUUAGAGUUCAAAGAAUGAUCAGUGAUAGAAAAUAAUAUAUACUUUAAGACUGUGCUCAGAAGUCUAAACAGUCUUUGCAUUUGACAGCAAGAAUCAAAUUCCCUUCAGCGUGCCUUUGUCAGCUAAUACAUGACCAGCAACAAAAAUCUUUAAAGUAUUUAUUAAAUACUGUACUGUGGAUACAGUGCAGGAUCUGCAGUCUAGGGUCUUGAUGCUGAAGUCCUGAAUGCUCCCACACAGGAAAUCCGGAGCAGAAAGCGCCCACUUAUCUGUUUCUAAUCACUGGGAAGAAGCAUGGGCUGAAUCACUACAAGGUUCAUGUCUCUCCUGUGCCCAGAGGUCCUGCUGCUCACCCCUCUCGUAAAAUAUGAGUUUGUAAUUCCUGCAAGCUUGCCCCUUGAAGCCUCCAAGGCCAUGGAGUGUUUUAUCCAGACACACAUGCCCUGCCCCCUGCAGGGGAUCAGUGAGCCCUCACUCUCACCAAGAGUAAGGAGUAAACGGUUGUCAGUGGAUGAGAGGAUGGAUUUGCUUAGUUUCACAUGGCUUCCUCCCAAAAGGGAGAAGCUCAGGCUAAUGAACAAAUCUUUGCUUAAAAUACUACAAGGCAUUUGAAAUAAUUCAUUGUUUACCACAUUUCUAAGUGCUCUUUUCUUUAUCAAGCCUAACAUAAUUGGGAAAAUGUCUGGGUACAAGUCAAACAUUCUUUACAUCUUAUUAACAUUGUAACUGAUGGUAGGUCAUUUUGCCUUAUUUGUUUGCCAAAACAGCAAUUUCUAAACUAAGGAAAUUUUGAAGUUGGCUCACAGCAUUGUUGUAUUUCAUUUUCGAUUGUAAGCUCAAUGGCAGGGACACUAUGUCAAUAAUUGUGUUUUUACAUAGCAACCAGUGCAGUAUACUCUUGGUGCUUAAUAAAUGUUCAUAAUUGUUAAGAAUAA